CGCCCCCCGGCCGCCCCCAUGGUGGGCUUCGGGGCCAACCGCCGGGGCGGCCGCCUGCCCUCCCUCGUGUUCGCGGCGCUGCUGGGGCUGGUGGCGCUGCUGGCUUUCAACGCUUGGAGUGCGUCGUCCCGCCAGGCCGCGCUGCUGGAGGAGGUGGCGGCGCUGCAGGGGCAGGCGCAGCGGGGCGAGGCAGCCCGCGGGCGGCUGGAGCAACGCAACGCCGAGCUGCUGGGCGCGCUGGAGUCGCACAAGCAGCAGCUGGAACAGAAGGAGGCGGAGUGCGGGCGCCUGGGCGGGCAGCUGCAGGGCAAGGACGGGCAGCUCCGCAAGUGCGAGGACGGCAAGAUCAAGCUGCAGAACAAUAUAUCGUAUCAAAUGGCAGACAUACAUCGUUUAAAGGAACAACUAGCAGAGUUACGUCAGGAAUUCAUCCGUCAAGAGGACCAGCUUCAUGAGUACAAGAAGAACAAUACUUACCUUAUGAGGAGGUUGGAGUAUGAUAGUUUGCAGUGUGGACAGCAGAUCAAAGAAAUGCGAAUUCAACACGAAGAAAAUAUAAAGAGGUUGGUGGAGCAAGCUGUACGGGAACAAAAGCAGGGUACACAGAAAACCCAGGCCAGUAAAGACACGGAACUGGGUUUGACUGAAGAUGAUCAGGCCAUGCCAAAGAACGUUCAAGAGACAGAAGUAAAAAAUGUAGUAAAAAAUGAGGAACCCUCAAAUCACCUUGCAAAUGACAAAGAGAAAAUCAAACCAGGAGGUGAUGCAGGCAUGCCUGAAAUAGAAGAGAAUGACCCUGCUAAAGUUGAAGACACACCUACUGCUUUAAAGAAGCCGCAUAUUUCAUCGCUUCAAAAUCAACCCAAUCUUCCCACUGCACCGCCCCAUGUACCAAACGUGGCUCCAGCUUUAGAUGCUUACAAUGACGGAGAGACUGAUGCAGUGAAAAAGAUGCCUCCAAAUCCUCUUCGGCACUUGAUUGCUGAACAAAGUAUGCAAAAUCAUAAAGAACAGAAAAUAGAAAUGGACCAUGAAAAACUUCCAAAGGGUCGAGCCGCUGAAUUCCAGAAGAUGAAGCAAAGCCGAUUCUUUGAUGAGAAUGAAUCCCCUGUUGAUCCGCAGCAUGGCUCUAAACUGGCGGAUUAUAAUGGGGAUGAUGGUAACGUGGGUGAGUAUGAGGCAGACAAGCAGGCUGAACUGGCUUACAAUGAGGAAGAGGAUGGUGAUGGUGGAGAAGAAGACGUCCAAGACGAUGAGGAGAGAGAACUUCAAAUGGAGCUUGCGGACUAUGGAAAGCCACGCUUUCAGUGAUGCGCUUUGAAUGCUGAAUUUUAACUUCAUCUAAGGAAAGAGAAGAACUGAAGUGCUGUAAAACUGAACUCUUUUUUGCUUCAGUGUUUCUUAACUUACAAGAAGCUGGUAAUAAACAGUGGUGAUAGAUUACUUAAAAUAAGUAUACUUGAUAUUAGUGAAGUAAUGGAAGGAGAAAUAGAAUUCUGUAUAUACAUGUACAUAGUUGUACUAUUGCAAAUUGUAUUAUCUAAACCACAUUUCUGUUAAAAAGUGAGCCAGUUAAACGUAGACUGUUCCUUACCUGUAAUCUUUGCAUUUAAAACCACAAAUUCAGACUGAAGUGUUUCUGCAAAUUAGGGAAACUUUGUAAACUGGGGAAUUUGUACAGUUUGUAUCUUACAUAUGUAAUGAAUCCAUUAUGGAAACAAUUGUACAGCUGAAGGACUCCUUUUCUACAGUAAUACCUGUAUGAGCAAAAAUACCUUCUCUGUUUGUUCAUGA
This is a messenger RNA of Gavialis gangeticus (Gharial), 1794 nucleotides long. RefSeq names its product cancer susceptibility candidate 4 (gene GOLM2). The record is from RefSeq and is a predicted model, not a curated record. Lineage: Eukaryota; Metazoa; Chordata; Crocodylia; Gavialidae. The coding region runs from base 19 to 1311 and encodes 430 amino acids. The transcript has 10 exons.